CGCCCCCUCAACACUCUCAAGCCCUCUGUUGCUCCGACACUAACGGAGAUGGAUGAGAUGACAGAGACAUGGUGGCCUCGGGCACCUCAUCCCUCAGUCGCCGCCCACCCCAGAGAUGGAGGGGUCGAGGCGGCGGGGGGGGGUGUGUGAGAGGGGGACCCAGUGGUAGAUAAAAGGAUGGCGAUGCUAGCGGGGGGAGUCUAGGAGGCUCCAACGGAAGCAUGAGCGGUGGCGCAGACCCGAAGCACACUGCAGAGAUGGACCCUGACUCGGACCCUGGCCGGGCGGCCGUGGCCUCUGCUUACCAGCGCUUUGAGCCCCGAGCCUAUCUCCGCAACAACUACGCACCUCCUCGUGGGGACCUGAGCAGCCCUGACGGCGUCGGGCCUUGGAAGCUGCGCUGCAUGGCACAGACUUUUGCCACCGGCGAGGUGUCUGGACAGACCCUCAUUGACAUCGGUUCAGGCCCCACCAUCUACCAGCUGCUCAGCGCCUGUGCCCACUUUGAGGACAUCACCAUGACGGAUUUCUUGGAGGUCAACCGGCAGGAGCUGGGCCUCUGGCUUCGAGACGAACCAGGAGCCUUUGACUGGAGUGUGUACAGCCAGCACGCCUGCCUCAUCGAGGGCAAGGGUGAGUCCUGGCAGGAGAAGGAACGCCAGCUGCGGGCGAGGGUGAAGCGAGUCUUGCCCAUCGAUGUGCACCAGCCCCAGCCCCUGGGUGCUUCAAGCCUGGCACCCCUGCCCGCCGAUGCCCUGGUCUCUGCCUUCUGCCUGGAGGCUGUGAGCCCAGAUCUUGCCAGCUUCCAGCGGGCUUUGCGUCACAUCACCACAUUGCUGAGGCCUGGGGGCCAUCUCCUGCUCAUCGGGGCCCUGGAGGAGUCGUGGUACCUGGCUGGGGAGGCCAGGCUGUCUGUCGUGCCAGUGUCGGAGGAGGAGGUGAGGGAGGCCCUGGUCCGUGGUGGUUAUGAGGUCCGGGACCUUCGCACCUACCUCAUGCCUGCCCACCUCCGCACGGGUGUAGAUGAUGUCAAGGGCAUCUUCUUUGCCUGGGCCCAGAAGAUGGAGGUGCAGGUGUGAGGGCCCAAUGCGCCAGGUGUCCUGUGCCUCCCAAGCUCCUUAUUUCCUGAAGUGGCACCUAAUAAAGCGACAGUUCCC
Molecule: messenger RNA, 1157 nt
Organism: Meriones unguiculatus (Mongolian gerbil)
Lineage: Eukaryota; Metazoa; Chordata; Mammalia; Rodentia; Muridae
Gene: Pnmt
Product: phenylethanolamine N-methyltransferase
Exons: 3
Coding region: 222-1079 (285 amino acids)
Cellular component (GO): cytosol
Molecular function (GO): phenylethanolamine N-methyltransferase activity
Source: RefSeq, a predicted model, not a curated record